Drepanopeziza brunnea f. sp. 'multigermtubi' MB_m1 is the source of this 996-nucleotide messenger RNA. RefSeq lists its product as uncharacterized. The record is from RefSeq and is a predicted model, not a curated record. NCBI's taxonomy places the organism in Eukaryota, Fungi, Ascomycota, Leotiomycetes, Helotiales, Drepanopezizaceae.
AUGUCGCCCUCCCGCACCUCAUCUCCUGCCAAAGCCCACGAACAGAUCAAGUCCGAGAACAGAAUGGUUCAAAAUUCACGUUUCGGCAAGCGCUUCUGGAUCAUCACCACUUGCGUCUCCCUCCUCAUCAUUGCUAUCGCCCUCGGAGUCGGUCUUGGCGUCGGCCUCUCCAACAAUGGAGGAGGAGGAGAAGGAGGAGGAGGAGGAGGAGGCUCAUCGGAUGACUCGCCGGAACCUCCUCAAGUCACCAACCCGAACGCAACGGAGGGGAGCUUCUGGCGCCCUGAAGCCGGCACCUCCUGGCAAAUCGUACUACAGCCAAACAUCACUGACCUCACACUCAAUGUCUCCGUCUGGGACAUCGAUCUCUACACCACCAACGCGUCCGUGAUCAAGCAGCUGCACGACAACGACUCCAAGGUCAUUUGUUACUUCUCGGCCGGCAGCUACGAGGACUUCCGCCCGGACUCGAGCGACUUUGAGAAGAGCGAUUACGGCAAGCCUCUGGAUGGAUGGCCAGGCGAGUGGUGGCUGAAUGUCAGCUCCCCCAACGUCCGCAAGAUCAUGUCCGCGCGCUUGGACCUCGCCCAGCAGAAAGGCUGCGAUGGCGUCGACCCUGACAACGUCGACGGCUACGAUAACGAUACCGGCUUGGACCUCACCAAGCAGCAGUCCGUGGACUACAUGGAGUUUCUGGCAACCGAGGCCCACGGCCGCAACAUGUCCAUCGGUCUCAAGAACGCCGGCGGCAUCGUCAAUUCUACGCUGCUGAUGAUGCAGUGGCAGGUCAACGAGCAGUGCGUCGAGUACGACGAGUGCGAUCUGUUCCAGCCGUUUAUAGAGAACAACAAGCCCGUGUUCCACAUCGAGUACCCCAAGUCGGCACCACGCAUCUCUGCGUCGGACAACACUACGUUCUGUGACUCGAGCUCCGAUGCGGGUUUCUCCACGCUGCUGAAGAAUAUGAAUCUUGAUGAUUGGUAUCAAGAGUGUUAA